Molecule: messenger RNA, 1858 nt
Organism: Aedes aegypti (yellow fever mosquito)
Lineage: Eukaryota; Metazoa; Arthropoda; Insecta; Diptera; Culicidae
Product: zinc finger protein 436
Exons: 3
Coding region: 160-1758 (532 amino acids)
Biological process (GO): regulation of transcription by RNA polymerase II
Cellular component (GO): nucleus
Molecular function (GO): zinc ion binding; DNA-binding transcription factor activity; RNA polymerase II cis-regulatory region sequence-specific DNA binding
Source: RefSeq, a predicted model, not a curated record
AACGCAAACAAAGGUGAUGCAUCUGUUGUUUUGGUUUGGUUCCGCGGCGCCCUUCGUUAUCAGAUUCUGAUUUUUUUCUGCGGGUUUUUACGUUCAUAUAAAUCUAAAUUGCUGCUGCAUGAAGUGGCGGGAGUUUGUGUGAAGUAUUGAACAACGGCGAUGGAAUUCUACUCCAACGUUUGCCGUCUCUGUGAAUCGCCGGGCCAAGCCAGCUCCAACUGGACCGAGCUUUACGACGAGAAGAACGAGCUUCUGCUGCCAAAGAUCCGAGCUUGCGCCAACAUUGUGAUCCACGAUAACGAUGAACUACCGAGGCGGAUCUGCAAUCGUUGCCGCCAGACCGUGGAACAGGCGUACAACUUCAAGGUGCAGUGCGAGAUAACGGACGCCAAGUUAAGAUAUGAAAUCGAUUUCAUAAAGAAGAACGCCGGGGAUGGGAAGGAGGUAAUGGUUCCGCCGUUCGAUUACAGCCAAUUUCUGCAGGCGCGGGAUCAACUGAAGCCGGAUGUGACUCUGAAUGCGGAGAAGGUUUACGUGAAAACCGAACCGAUUACGGAGGAGGAGGAGGUGGAACAGGAAGUCCCGUUGAAUGAGGAGGAAUUUUGUACCACGAAUGUGGAAGCUGAGCUGAAGGAGAGUAGCGAUUCGGAGGAGGAAGAUGAGGAUGGUGACAAGGAGGAACGCAACUCAGGUGGUUCGGAUAGCGAGCCUGAGCAGGAUUCCGAUUGGUUCGAUAAAGCCAUAUCCGGAGAGAAGAAAAAAGGCGCGAAACGUAAUCCGACCAUGUGCGACAUCUGCGGCGAACAGUUCGCGCGGAAAUACGACCUUAAUGCUCACAAGAGAACUGUCCACGGGAAGACCCAGUUUCAAUGCAAGGAGUGCUUGAAGUGCUUCUCGAGGAAGUCACGUUUGGAGGAUCACGAAGUGCUGCAUUCCGGCAUUCGGCAGUUCGAGUGUCAGGAUUGCGACAAGAAGUAUGCCACCCAGGCAGGCCUAAGGACCCACAUAGAGGACGUGCACACCGAGAAUCUCCCGUACGUUUGCGACAAGUGCGGCAAAGGGUUCUCCAAGGAGGGCAAACUGCGCUACCAUUAUGCGGUGCAUAUCGAAACGCGGGACUUCAUUUGCGACAUCUGCGAGAAGGGUUUUAAGACGCCGGCCCAUCUGAGCUUGCAUAAAACGACCCACCUGCCGCAGGACCAGAAGCGAAAACGGAAGCCCCGGGACCGACAGAAGGUGUGCGUUUGCCCGUUCUGCGGGAAGGUUUCCACCUCGAGCAAUACGCACAAUAUGCACCUCAGGAUACAUACUGGUGAGCAACGUUACGAGUGUCACAUUUGCUUCAAGCGGUUCACCUCUUCCGGAUCGCACAAGAAGCAUCUGCGGGUGCAUUCCGGCGAGAAACCGUACAUCUGCCAGUACUGUCAGAAGCCGUUCCGCCAGAAGCAUCACAUGGACACGCACAUCCGCGGUGUUCACACGAACGAGAAGCCCUAUCAGUGCAAGUACUGCCCGCGGGCCUUUGCCACCCUAGGGAACAUGCGUCUGCACGAGAAGAGUCACGGUGUGCCGGCUUCCGUCGUUAAGGCGGAAACGGCCGUUACCUUUCCGGAAGUUACGACCGUCGACAGUCCGGCUUCGCAAUCCUCGUCUGUAAUGAUGAUUAGCUCCGCACCGUCGCCGAUGAUGAAUCCGGGCGUGAUGAUUCCUCCUGCGACUUCCGGGUUCAAUCUCUACUUCACCGAUGCAACCCAAUAGGAUACGAUCAUUGUGCUUAUUUGAAUUCGGAUAACAAAUUAGGGUAAGUUCUGCUUGUGUAAAUGUAGUCCGUCUUUGAUUGCGGAUGUGAUAUAUCAUA